AUGAGUUCAAGUGGCGGUGGUUUGGAAGGGGUUAUACAAAGGGGAAAGCUUAUAGUCCAUAUUGCCGAAAAUGGCCAUUCAUUUGAUCUCAAUUGUGACGAAUAUACCCUUGUUGAAGCUGUUCAAAGGUACCUCGAAUCACUUUCAGGGAUACCCUUAAACGACCAACUCCUUUUAUAUCUAGACAUGAAAUUAGAACCCCAACAACCACUUUCUGCAUACAAACUCCCUUCAGAUGAUGGAGAAGUGUUCUUGUUUAAUAGAGCCAAAAUGCGUACAAAUUCAAACCCACCACAACCAGUGCACCUCGAAGCACCUGAUCAUAUCCACCCAAACCCAGCAAAACCAUCAUCAUCAUCCCAUGAACCUCACCCAUUAGAUGAAGCUUCAGAUCCUGCCCUAAAAGCAUUACCUUCAUAUGAAAUACAAUUCAGGUACCAUUAUCAGCUAGGAGAUGCAAUUUACCGACGUACCCUUUUGAAAUAUGAAACCUGUGAGCGGCUUUCAAGGGAGCAAAGGGUACAAGAAAAGGCAUUGGAAAUUGCCAGGGGUAAUUUGGACCAUAUUUAUAAGAUGAUCCUCCAUAACUACAAUGAUUUUGUGAAACGUUAUUCGCAUCAGCAAAGGUCACAUUCGAAUCUUUUGGUGAACUUUUGGAGGGAUUUGGAGAGAUUAAGGAAUGUCAAACUUCUUCCUGCUUUACAGAGUGAUAAUCGCAGGUGUUUAUCGGAUUUUGUUAAGGAAGAAAGUUUGAGAAAAAUGGUGGAGGAUUGUGGUAAUUCUCACAGGCAGUUUGAGAUUAAAGUUGGUGACUUUAAGCAAGAAUUUAGAGAGCUAAAGGGUAGUACUGAACUUUUGUUCUCUAGUGAAGCUUCUAUUAUUAAUAGAGAUCUUGAAAGAACUAUCAAGGAGCAUAGACAAUAUAUAAAUGAGCAGAAAAGCAUAAUGCAAGGUUUAAGCAAAGAUGUCGCCAUGGUAAAGAAGCUCGUAGAUGAAUGUUUGACCAGUCAACUCUCCAGUUCCCUCCGACCCCACGAUGCUGUGUCAGCAUUGGGCCCCAUGUAUGAGGGCCAUGAAAAAAACCAUCUUCCAAAAAUGCAUUCAUGUGAGCGUGCUAUUUCAAACCUAUUUACAUUCUGCAAGGAAAAAAAAUCAGAAAUGAAUACUUUCGUACACGAAUACAUGCAAAAAAUUGCAUACAUUCAGUACACAAUAAGAGAUGUUAGGUACAAAUUUUCGGUUUUCAAUGAAGCAAUAAAUCGUCAAAAUGUUCAAUUUGAACAAUUAAAAAUUGUUCGUGGGAUAGGGCCCGCAUAUCGCGCGUGUCUUGCUGAAAUUGUAAGAAGAAAGGCAUCAAUGAAACUUUAUAUGGGAAUGGCUGGACAGCUGGCAGAAAGGCUUGCAAAUAAAAGGGAUUCUGAAGUUAGGAGACGUGAAGAAUUUAUUAAAAUUCAUAGUUUAUAUAUCCCGAGAGAUGUUUUAGCAUUAAUGGGGUUGUAUGAUAUGCCAAGUACAUGUGAUGUGAAUGUAGCCCCAUUUGAUGGGAAUUUACUAGAUCUUGAUAUUUCGGAUUUGGACCGUUUUGCCCCUGGGGAGUUAGGUGGGAUUUCUUUUAAAAGUUCUGUGGAUGGAAAUGAAGAGUGUGAUGAAUCUGAGGACUUUAUUGGGAUUUCCGGGACAAGUAAAAUGGAAGUUGAAAAUGCAAAGUUGAAAGCUGAACUUGCUUCUUGUAUAGCCAUGCUUUGUUUUUACCCCAUGGAUGUAGAAGCUGAAUGUUGGGACGAGGGUAAAAUGGACAUUUUACUUAAAGAUGGGGCGGAAAAGACGGCUGAGGCGUUACGUUUGAAAGAUGAAUACGGGAAACAGUUGGAAGCAAUUUUAAAAGAGAAACACAUUCAGUUUGAGUUGUAUGAAAAACGGAUAAAGGAAUUGGAAGGAAGGUUAUCUGAUGAGUAUUUAUUAGAAGAAAAUAAACUCGAUAAAAAUGAUUCCUUUUCAAUUGGGAAAUCUGAGAUUUCAGGUGAUGGGGAAGCUCAUAUGGAUGAGGGUUCAUAUGGUUAUAAUUCAUCGGGAAUCUUGAAUCCUCAUUUGGAUUCGUCCAUGCGGGACCCACAUCGGGAUGUGAAUGAAAAAGACGAGAAAGAGGAACAGGCGCCAGAUGUCGGGAUGCCAUUGGUUGGAAGUUCUACAGCUGACAACAUGGUACAACUUCCAAAAAAUGAGGGAGGUGAACAUGGGAAGAUUGGGGAUCGUGUGAUGGAAUUGCAGAAUCUUCUAGAAGAAAAGUCAAAUGAGUUGACUGAAGUCGAAGCUAAACUUCAGGCUGCAAUAGAGGAGGUAGGAACGCUUGGUCGGGAUUUGGAAAUUAGCCGGAAGCUUCUAGAUGAAUCUCAGAUGAAUUGUGCACAUUUAGAGAAUUGUCUUCAUGAAGCACGAGAAGAGGCUCAAACUCAUCUUUGUGCAGCCGAUAGAAGAGCAUCCGAGUAUAACGCAUUGCGUGGGUCCACCUUAAAAGUUCGCAGCCUUUUCGAACGUCUUAAAACAUGUGUCUCAGCAGGUGGCAUAGCUGGUUUUGCUGACUCACUCAAUUCUUUAGCUCAAUCUCUUGCCACUUCUGCAAACGAAAAUGGGGAUGAUGGUACUACUGAAUUCCGCGAAUGUGUUCACGUGCUCGCUAAAAAAGUCGGUAUUUUAACACGACAUCGAGCCGAGCUUAUUGACCGAUACACAAAAGCCGAGGCAUCUCACGAACAGCUUACAAAGGAGUUGGAAGAAAAGAAAGAACUGGUCAACACUUUAUACAUUAAACACCAAUCCGAAAAACAGGCUAACAAGGAAAAGAUAUCUUUUGGGCGUUUAGAGCUCCAUGAAAUUGCUGCAUUUGUGCUCGAUAAAUCCGGCUACUACACAGCAAUAAACAGGAACUGUAAUCAUUACUAUCUUUCUCAAGAAUCAGCCGCCUUGUAUGCCGACAACAGCCGCCAGCAGCCCCCCUACAUUGUGGGACAGAUUGUGCAUAUUGAGAGACAAAUUGUGAAGGAGGUUAAUAGUGGUGAUGGAAACCCGUAUGGUUUAGCAGUUGGGUGUGAGUUUUUUGUUGUCACGGUGGCGAUGUUGCCGGAAACCGCCGUUCCCCCGCCACCUGCCGCUGCUUCCUGAUCUAAAAUGUCCGGUGGAGAUAUGAUGGAAGAAAUGUGAAAGAUGCGGGAGGAAGUGUAUAUAUAUAUAUAUAUAUACUACUUGACUUGUUGAUGGAAAUUUUAUGUUUGAUCGCUUUCUCCCACUUAUUUGUAUAUAAAUUCUCUCUUUAUAUAAAAAACUUUGUAUAUAUUAUCU
Messenger RNA from Lactuca virosa, 3336 nucleotides. Lineage: Eukaryota; Viridiplantae; Streptophyta; Magnoliopsida; Asterales; Asteraceae. The record is from the annotation of a GenBank genome assembly.